AUGGACGACCGGUUCUCCUUUUUGCGGCAAGAAGCGCCGUCCAGCGCCCGUCCGGUCAACUGCUCUUUCCACCACCGAGUCAAGGGCUCGGAGGGUGAGGUGGCGCUGCAGUAUUGGCCGCCUGCGAGGGGGUCAAGGCGGCCUCCAGAGCAUAUUAUUGUCUUCAUACUUGGCAAUCCCGGUCUGCUAAACUACUACCACCCCUUCCUCUCUCACCUGCACUACCUCCUUCCUCCAUCCCACGCUAUCCUCUCCACCUCUCAUAUCGGUCACUCCCCGCAUAUCCCCGCCCCGAUCCUUCCGCUGAGUCUGCACGAGCAGCUCGAAGCCAAGGUGGAGCUCUUGUCGUCACUACGGCGCUAUACCGCCGGCUGGGCAGAGGAGGGAUAUCGCCCGACCCCACGUAGCCGGUUCGAGCGGGUCGAUAGGCCUCGUAUCUCACUGAUGGGCCAUUCAGUCGGGUCGUGGUUUCUCCUCGAAAUGAUGAAGAGGCUAGGGGAUGAGGUGGAGGCGGGGUACAUGCUUUUCCCGACGUUGGGGUGGAUCGCGGACUCAUGGAAUGGCCGGAAGCUCUGGCCAAUAUUCCACCGCCCCCUCCGCCCUCUCCUGCCCUACAUAACCUACCUAGUCCGCCCGAUCCUCCCCCUCCUCACCCACCUCCCAGCUACAACCCUCUCCCUCCUCCGUUCCCCAACGACAGUCGAGCACGUCCUCCAUCUCUCCCGGUCCGAGAUGGACCAUAUCCUCUCCCCCGACCUGGCGUCGAUCCGGGCAUUAUCGAGUACGAAGAUGGGCGAAGGGCGGGGAUUGUUUGGGAUUUGGGCAGGAGGGAAUUUGGACGGGUGGGUAGGGAGGGAAGGGGAGAUGGUGCAGAGCGUUAUGGGUGGGGAGGGCGUGGACGGGGGUGCUGGGGGAAGAGUGGUCGUGGUUGAUGGUAUCCCGCACGCUUUCUGCUUGUCUCGAACACACUCACACUACAUCGCCGAGCUCGUAGCGGCCUGGAUCGACCCCAGCCUAGCCAACGCCGGCGGCUCCGAAUCCGACGCUUCCGACAUAAUCUCCGUCUUGCCCAUGUAG
Dioszegia hungarica is the source of this 1077-nucleotide messenger RNA. RefSeq lists its product as uncharacterized. NCBI's taxonomy places the organism in Eukaryota, Fungi, Basidiomycota, Tremellomycetes, Tremellales, Bulleribasidiaceae. The coding region runs from base 1 to 1077 and encodes 358 amino acids. Gene Ontology annotation, molecular function: lipase activity. The transcript has 4 exons. Gene Ontology annotation, biological process: lipid storage. Gene Ontology annotation, cellular component: lipid droplet. The record is from RefSeq and is a predicted model, not a curated record.